Molecule: messenger RNA, 1799 nt
Organism: Sinocyclocheilus anshuiensis
Lineage: Eukaryota; Metazoa; Chordata; Actinopteri; Cypriniformes; Cyprinidae
Product: gastrula zinc finger protein XlCGF57.1-like
Exons: 3
Coding region: 89-1696 (535 amino acids)
Biological process (GO): regulation of transcription by RNA polymerase II
Cellular component (GO): nucleoplasm
Molecular function (GO): RNA polymerase II cis-regulatory region sequence-specific DNA binding; DNA-binding transcription repressor activity, RNA polymerase II-specific
Source: RefSeq, a predicted model, not a curated record
UUUUCUUCUAAAUCUUGCCGAAAUAUUAUUUUGAAAUAAUAUUCGAGCACAGUUUCUCAUUUUUGCACUGCUCGUAGCUGUGGUCACUAUGUCCAGGUAUGAGCUUUUUCAGAGUCAAACUGCUCUGUUGAUCUUAUUAAUGCCGGACACGCCAAAGACAUGCAGCUCUGUUGAAACUCAUCUCAACAUGAAACAAAACGACACUCAGACUCAGGAUGCACAGGAGAGUCAUGCAAACAGAUUUCCUUUAGUGGAGGACAGAGCAGAAGAAGACAUUCAGACUGUAGUCAUCGGUGAUGCUGAUGACAAAGCUGAUGAAGAUCAGGAAGGCGUGUUGCAAUCGUCAACCGAGCGACCUGAAAAGCCACAAGAAGAUGAGUCUUUUGAAUGUGAGCAGUGUGGAAAGGCCUUUCCAAAGAUGUUUUCUCUUCUUCGACACAAACGUGUGCAUUCGGUCAUAAAGCAGCACUGUUGUGAAAAGUGUGGGGAAAAGUUCUCACAAGUAAGAGCGCUAGAGACUCAUCUCCACAAACAUACGCAGAAGUUUGAGAAGAAGAAACUUCCCUGCGCUACUUGCGGAAAGAGCUUCAAAGACCUCGCAGCGCACGAACGGGUCCAUGCAGAAGUCAGGCCAUUUACCUGUGAUAUAUGCGGACAGGGUUUCACAGUCAAAGGCAGCUUAUAUAUGCACCAAAGGGUGCACACGGGCGAAAAACCAUACACAUGUGACACCUGUGGGAAAAGUUUCUCUCUAAUAGGCACCCUAAACUGCCACAAGAAGUUUCAUUCAGAUGACAACCCAAUAAAAUGCAGCCACUGCAAUAAGAGCUUCAAGUGCAAGAGUCAUUUGAGACGCCAUCUUCCUGUGCACACCGGUGAGAGACGAUAUACGUGUAAAAUCUGUGGUAAAACAUUUGCGCAUCAUGAAGCAAUGACACGCCACAUUCUCAUUCACACCGGCGAAAAGCCGUACAUCUGUGAAGUGUGCGGUAAAAGAUUUCGUCAGAGAAGCAAUUUAAAAGUCCAUAUGCGGGUGCACCAAGAGCCACAAUUUAAGUGUGAAAUGUGUGGGAAAACAUUCCAGCAUGGUUUUUUGCUACAGAACCAUAUUUUAUCACACAGUCAUACUGGAAAUUCAAAAGAAGACCAAUUUUUGAACUCCAAAACUCAACUGCAGCUGCAUUCAGACAGCAGCAAACCUUUUACAUGCAAAUUAUGCGAGAAGAGCUACAGCACCAUAUAUAAUCUUCGCAUACACGAGAAGCUUCACACAGGUGAGACCCCGUUCAAGUGUGAGAUCUGCGGUAAGGCCUUCGCUUUCAGAAAGUCCUUUAAAACACAUAUGUUGUGCCAUUCAGGAGAUAGACCUUAUAAAUGCAUAGCAUGCGGGAAAGCGUUCAAGUGGUCUGGCUCUCUGAAAAUGCAUAUGAAGACUCAUACUGAUGAAAAAACUCACAAAUGUGAGACGUGUGGAAAGGGUUUUCGCUUGUAUGGAAAUUUAAAGCGACACAAGCGUGUCCAUGCUGGGGAGAAGCCGUUCAGCUGUAAGGUGUGUGAGGAAGGGUUGCCAGAACUCGACCAUCUCAAAACACGUAUGCAAAUCCAUACUGGAGUGAAACCCUACAUGUGCCAGAAGUGUGGGAAGAAAUAUGUAUAUCUUAGACAUUACAAUGAUCACAAAUGCAAACCUGUAUGAAUUAGAUGUCGUCGUAGUAACUUGUAACAACUGCAGGAUUUUUCAUAUUGUAAUAUUUCCUAGACAAAUGUUUGGGUAACAUUGUGAAGGCAUUUAAAUAAAA